GUUCGUAUAAGACCGAUAACAAGCGAAGAUUUAGUAAAUUUACCUACAAGGUUUCAAAAAUCUGUUUUAUCGACUGCACCAUACGCUCCAAAUCAAGUUAUCGUAGCCGGUGAAAAGAAACAAUAUUUUAGUUACGAUUAUGUAUUCGGUCCUGAUUCGACUCAAAAAGAUGUAUAUGAUAGAGCCGUCUUAAAAUUAAUCGAUAAAUUCUUAGAAGGAUAUAAUGUAACUAUAUUGGCAUACGGUCAAACAUCAUCGGGUAAAACAUUUACGAUGGGUACUUCUGAUAAUGAUUUAAUAGAUCCUGAUGAUAAAGGAAUAAUACCAAGAGCUGUUUCAACUUUAUUUUCUUCAAUGGAAUCUGCUCAAUAUAAAACGAGAAAAUUUUCAAUCAAAGUUUCUUUCAUUGAAAUUUAUAAUGAAGAUUUAAUUGAUUUACUUGGUGAAGGUGAUGGUGAAUCAAGACCACAAGUUUUGAUUAGAGAAGAUUCGAAAGGAAAUAUUUUAUGGAGUGGGUUACAAGAAAUUAAAGUCAAUAGCGUUGAAGAAGUUAUUUCACAUUUGACACGCGGUUCAUUAAAUCGUCAAACCGGUGCAACAGAUAUGAAUGCUAAAUCUUCUAGAUCCCAUGCUAUUUUUUCUGUAACAUUAGCACAACAAAAAUUUAUAUCAUCUGGUGGAUCAAGUCCAUCACCUCAACCAGAUCAAAAAUCUGGUGUAAGACCUCCAUCAAGGUCAAAUUCUAGAUUAAGUAGAAGGUUUGAUGAGGGUGAAUGGGUUUCCGUUACAAGUAAAUUUCAUUUUGUUGAUUUAGCUGGUAGUGAGAGGUUAAAACGUACAUCUGCGGUUGGUGAACGGGUUAAGGAGGGGAUUUCAAUUAAUUCGGGUCUUUUGGCUUUGGGAAAUGUAAUUUCUGCUUUAGGUGAUCCAAAUAAAGCAAAACAUACUACUCAUAUUCCAUAUAGAGAUUCAAAACUUACUCGCCUUCUACAAGAUUCUCUUGGUGGUAAUGCACAAACUUUAAUGAUUGCUUGUGUAUCUCCAGCUGAAUAUAAUCUUGUUGAAACUGUUAAUACAUUAAAAUAUGCUAAUCGUGCUAGAAAUAUUAAAAAUAAUGCUACUAUAAAUGCUGAAGAAGCUGGUUGGAAUGAUGUAGAACAUUUACAAACUUUAGUAAUGAGAUUAAGGAAUGAAAUUAAAAUUCUUAAAGCUGCUACUGGUGUU
Molecule: messenger RNA, 1224 nt
Organism: Rhizophagus irregularis DAOM 181602=DAOM 197198
Lineage: Eukaryota; Fungi; Glomeromycota; Glomeromycetes; Glomerales; Glomeraceae
Biological process (GO): microtubule-based movement; spindle elongation; mitotic spindle organization
Cellular component (GO): microtubule associated complex
Molecular function (GO): microtubule motor activity; microtubule binding; ATP binding
Source: RefSeq, a predicted model, not a curated record